GCCUCUAUGUUAUGCCCUACUCCAGGAUACGGUCAGAGUUCAGGUCAGUGCUGGGCAUUGACCCUGGAGGACAGCUGACGCGGGAUGACUUGGAGGAGGCUUUAAGGAAUGCUGCCCUGUGGGCAGAGCUUCCGAUGUGGGCUUUGGCCCAGGAC
Molecule: messenger RNA, 155 nt
Organism: Effrenium voratum
Lineage: Eukaryota; Dinophyceae; Suessiales; Symbiodiniaceae
Source: the annotation of a GenBank genome assembly